Molecule: messenger RNA, 666 nt
Organism: Malus domestica (apple)
Lineage: Eukaryota; Viridiplantae; Streptophyta; Magnoliopsida; Rosales; Rosaceae
Source: RefSeq, a predicted model, not a curated record
AUGGAAUCCACAUCGAGCGAAGCUCUAGCGUCUACUUCUCUUCGUCGCGCAUUGCUACUUGUGAUGACUGCAUCUCAGUUGGACAAGGAAUUCAACAAUCCCAGAGAUGUGGACAUGGAUGCUGUCAAUGAAAGAAUAGCUGCAUUGAAGCCUGCUGGUGGGGCUCCUCCAGAAAUGGAUGAAGUUGAUUUUAUCCCCGUAGAUCCUAAGGCUACGGUGGUAGAUGCAAAAACGUGUUUUCUGGCAAUUGGAGCUGAAUAUGGAGAAGGUUUUGAGAGUUUUGGACAUGUUGGACCUCUCAAGCGUGGGCAGUUCAAGCAGAAGGUUUCGGUGCUUGAUAAGUCGGGGAAGCCAAUCCUUACAGCAACUGACAGUUCAAACCCCUGGUGGGCUCUUCUUGAAGAUGCUGUCAAAAAAGCGAAUGGGAAACUUGGUAAGCCAGAGAUUUUUCCUGCUUCAACAGAUGCUCGCUACUUCCGGAAUCUAGGCUUGCCAGCAAUUGGAUUCUCUCCGAUGGCCAACACUCCCAUUCUUCUUCAUAACCACAAUGAGUUUCUAAACAAAGACGAAUACUUGAAAGGAAUUGAUAUUUACGAAUCUAUUAUCACGGCGUAUGCGUCUUAUGUCGAUCAUGGGAAAAGCGCGAGUUCCAGAGAUGAGUUGUAA